Molecule: messenger RNA, 344 nt
Organism: Racocetra persica
Lineage: Eukaryota; Fungi; Glomeromycota; Glomeromycetes; Diversisporales; Gigasporaceae
Source: the annotation of a GenBank genome assembly
AUACUCCAAUAAUCACUAAUGUAACGCUUAAUCCUGAUCCUCCAAAAGCUAAUUCUCAACUCGAGGUUAAAGUUUCAGCAACGACCAAUGAAGAUAUUGUUGAUGGCUAUGUAUUCUUGCUUUUAAUUUUCAAUAAAACUAAUAAAACUAUAUUAUUCGGUGAUGAAAUAGACAUUUGCACUACAGUUAAGUGUCCAACUAAAGUGUUUAAUUUUGACAUGACAUUUACUUUAGGAGAUUUGCUGUCAUCAUACCUCAUUGGGGUUGAAAUUGGAGAUCCACAUAAAAUAAUGUUUCAGCUUGUGGACUUGCUCAAGUCCAAUAGUUAUUAUUUCGUAAUUUAA